AUGUCUCGUCGGUCGGGAGCGCCUAUGCAAUUGAACGAAAUCGUAUCGCCUUUUGGAGAAGAAGUGAGAAGACAGGUACUGUCGAAAUCGGGUAGACAAAUAAGGGAAAUACUUUUUUUAGUUCCGAUCGGAAGUUAUCUGUUACAUAAGAUUCACUGCUCUGUUCAUCGUCCGACUUAAUCAUGAUGCCAUCCUGCUGGAAGAACGUAUCAGAAACACAACAGCUCGCAGCGAAAAGAAACGGUGCCUUCAGAUUCAGUAGCCGUCUUGAUCAAAGUUUUCAGUUUGAGAAAGAGACUCAGAAAAGUUCGCGCUGCGUUGAGGAUGUGGCUGAACUACUACAAUCAACUCAGAGCAUACAAUUUAGGUCAAUCAUUCAGUAGCCAUUUCAAAACUUUUUCCCUUUUUUUUAACUGCUGCAAUCAGAAAAGCCUCAAAAAUAUUGAACUUUUUCAGGGAACUGAAUUCAUCAAGAUCGACUGUUGCAUCGCUAUCUGCAUUGUAUUUCAAAAAAAUAAAGAAACGUCUUUCUAUAUAACAAUGUUUUGAUUAAUCGUUAACAAACACGCAGAAUGAACAUUUUUUCGUCUUUUUUUACUUCUUGAAGCACAAAUAGAAAAACCUCUCGAAAAAAAACCUGGUUCUCAGACAGCUAAGGCUCUGAUUAUUUUUUUUGUCAGGAAAAAAAUAUACAGUUCUGAAAUGAAUUUCUCUCAUUUUUCAUGAUGCUACCUAAGGCUUCUGCUCACCUUUUGAAGCAUUUUCUAGCACUUACGAUUGGAAUAAUUAAAAAUUGAGAGAGAGUUGGGUAUUUUAAAUUUCAGCUUUUUUUGGUAUAAACUGAAACAAGGCAAUGAGAAAAGAUGAAACGACACGGAAAACGUUUGAUUAUAACUUUAUAUCCAGUUUAAAAGCUGGAAAAUGAAACAUACACCCCGCACGUAUGCGCAGCAGGCAGGCGCCGUCAGUGCCUAGAAUAUGUGCAAAAGAGAUUGAAGCAAAUGAUUGAAAAAAAGUUUCACUCAUGAUAUGACGUUGGCUAAACUGAAAAAAACUGCAAAGCCCAUCAAAAAAAUCAGGUACUCUCUUUUUUUCUCAGAAGACACAUUAAUCAUGAACAAAACUUGACAAGAAUAACAUUUACUGUAUGUACAUGUGAGAGAAAAUUUCAACAAAGAACAAAGAAAUGUGCAUAGAACAAAAAAAAAAGAAACAAUAACGAAAUCCGUGUAAAAUCUUCAUUCCGUGCAAAAUCUUCACUCGAAGUGGUCUCUCUCAUUCUGAGGCUUCCACCGAGAGCACGGUCUCCGGGCUCCAUCUACACCAUCCACUACAUUCUGAGCUCGUCAAGACGUAACUGGAUGGACUACGCGCAGAAGGACGAGACGAAGGACCGUAAGACCAUGCUUUCAACUCUUUCGACUACACGUUCGGACUUCUAG
Molecule: messenger RNA, 1442 nt
Organism: Caenorhabditis auriculariae
Lineage: Eukaryota; Metazoa; Nematoda; Chromadorea; Rhabditida; Rhabditidae
Source: the annotation of a GenBank genome assembly